Messenger RNA from Closterium sp. NIES-65, 3138 nucleotides. The record is from the annotation of a GenBank genome assembly. Lineage: Eukaryota; Viridiplantae; Streptophyta; Zygnematophyceae; Desmidiales; Closteriaceae.
AUGAUGCAGAUGCUAGCGGGGUUCCAUGCGAGGGAUGUGUUCAGAGAGAUGUUCCCGGAUGAGAGACAAUUCACGUUUUAUUGCAAGUCGGCGAAGGUUAGCUCAAGGAUUGAUAGGGUACUGGUGUCCCAGUCUAUGCUGCACCUGGUGACGGAGGUGAAGCACAAGAAAGUCCCAAAGGGGAUCACGGAUCAUAAGUUUGCAGUGAGAAUGAGACUCGGAUGGAAGGGUCCGCGUGAAUCAGGCCCCGGUUUGUGGCGUUUCCCGGCAAGAAUUCUGAAACGGCCAGGUGUGGCAAGGGUGGUCGCAGAUGUGAUUAAGAAGCACCAAAUAGGAGGCAGCAGGGCUUUCGACAAGCUGAUGAGGGGGUUAACUGCGCAGCUGAGGAGAUAUGACAAAGAGGAGAAGAAGCGGGUGAAGCUGACAAGAGGUGCACUGGAGCAGCAAGUGGAGCAGUUACAGCAUAAAGUGAUGGCUCACCCGUACGAUGAUGAGUUGCAGGCACUGCUGGCCAGUCGAGAAGCGAUGCUGCAAAGGUACUGGGACGGGAGGAAAAGCUGGUUGCAGCUAAGGUCUGGCCUCAAGGUACAACUGGACGGGGAAACGCCAACCAGUUUCUUGACGGCACUCGUCAAAAGUAGGAAGGCAAGGACAGGGAUUAAAGAAUUGGUGGAAAACGGGGUCAGUCAUACGGAGGCACGGGAGAUUCUGGAAGCGGCUACCUAUCACUUCAAGGAAGCCUUUGGCGAAGCACCGGCAGGUGCCGCAGAGCCAAGGUUGAGAUGGUCGCCGAGGAAGACGUUGGAUGAGGCAACUGCAGUGAGUCUGACGUCGGAAUGGUCGGAGCAGGAGGUCAAGGAGGCGCUAAGCGAGUUGGCCAACGAUAAAUCGCCAGGAUGGGACGGCUUGCCCAAGGAGUUCUUUCAGUGGCAUUGGGAGCUGUUGCGGGAGCCGGUGAUGAGGAUGAUAAGAGAGUUCACUGCGGCUGGGAAGCUGCCAGACGUGGCGAACAAGGCGGUCACAAUUUUACUGCAUAAGAAAGGCCCGGAGACGGAUGUUAAGAACUACACGCCGAUCACACUACUUUCAGGGGUGUACAAGCUUCUAGCGAAAGUGGUGGCGACGAGAAUGAAGGCGGUGCUGGGACAGGUGAUCUCAAAGGAGCAGUUUGGCUUCUUACCGGGGAGGAGGCUGACGGAUGCGGUGUCGAUGGUGGCAGACAUGAUUGAGGCAGGCCGGAACGAAAACAAGGACUGGUACCUUCUCCUGAUUGACUUCGAGAAGGCGUACGAUUCCGUGCGCAGGGGUUUCAUGGUAGAAACAGUUGCCAAGCUGGGCUUUCCGCCAAGGUUCGUCCGGUGGAUCGAAGCCCUGCACAGCGACGUUCAUACAAGGCUGUGUGUUAACGGAUGGGUGGGAGAGAAAAUUGAGAUGAAGAAAGGGGUGCGGCAGGGCUGCCCACUGGCGCCGUACCUUUUCUUAUGCGCAGUGGAGCCUUUGAGCCAGCUAGUAGAGGAGAGGAAGUUGGGCAUCGGGGAGGGGAGUUGCGACCGACUGUCAUACGUGGGGUACGCGGACGACACGACUUUGCUGCUGGAGGGAGCGCAGCAGCUGAAGGAGGCAGGUGCCCUGCUGCAAGAGUAUGCGGAGGUGUCGGGGCUGAAGGUGAACAAGGGGAAGUCUGCGGUCCUGCCGAUAGGGAGAAGGGGGGAUUGGGGCAAGCUGGGUAGGAAGGUGGAACUUCGGGGGCUCAGCGGAAAAGGGGAGCGCAUGGCAUGGGAAGUGAAGAUAGUACUUGGCUGUGAAAGUGUGGUGCCGGCGAAACUGUCGAGUGAACGGGCGGUACGAGAAGCUGGAGAUCCAAGGGUGCGGUUGCUUAACUCGAUGCUGUUCAGGGAUGAGGAGGUGGUUUCGGUGAGGGAGCUCAGGGAACCAGACAAGGGGAUAGGGGCAGUGGAAGCGAAAAGGCAGGGCUGGGAAGUACGAGCAGGCAGGAAAGUCGACUGGGAGAGGAGCAGAAGGAUACGGGACUCUCUGGUGGUUCCGGCCAGAGCAAGAGAUGUGCUCCUCCGCAUGCACAACCUCAACCUGCAGGUGGGGGAGAGGGUUCCAUUCGUAGGUAGUGGGGCGGCAUGCCCGAACUGUGGGCAGAGGGAGACACUGGAGCAUUGUCUGCUUGAAUGCAAGAGUGUGGCACCAGUGGUCAGAGCUGUCAAGUCGGCGCUCAGUAUGCUGCAGCCAACAAGGCAAGUGGACAGGCUGGCAGACCUUGUUUUCGGGGAGGAAGGGACGAAAUCUGGCUUUCCCGAAGCUACUAUGGAGGCAGUGGCGAUGCACCAGGUGUGGCUGGGAAGGCGGUGUGGUGGCAUUGACAGUGACAGCACUGGUGGUGGUGAUAGGCAUGCUGAUAGGCAUGGCGAUAGGCAUGGUGAUAGGCAUGGUGAUAGGCAUGAGAACUGCAAUAGUGAUGGUGCGAUCAAGGCUGCAUUGGCCCAUCUCCUCACAGCGCUUGCCCCUCGAAGCCUCUUCCCUUCCCCGCAAUCCCAUGCGUCUGAUCCACCCCACUCUGCUGCUUCCCCCCAAUCCCACUCUCGUGCCCCCUCCUCCUUUCUUCCUCCUCUCCCCAUUCACUCACACACACCACCACUUUCAUUUGAGUCACACCCACCACUCUCGCUUCAUUCACACGCACCACCCACCUCCUCGACUUCCCUCAUCCCAUGGCUCGUUUUCCAGGACGAUGUAAUUGCUAGGAAGGUUCGUCUGGUAGCACGCUCUAGGCUCACUGGACCAUUGCUUGUGGAGGAUGUAGCACUGGCAGCGGAUGUUCGUGGUAACUCAACUGGUGCUGGUAACCCUAGUGGUGCUGGUAACCCUACUGGUGCUGGUAACCCUAGUGGUGCUGGUAACCCUACUGGUGCUGGUAACCCUAGUACUGGACUCACUGGGCCGUUGUUAGUGGAGGAUGUAGCACUGGCAGCGAAUGGUGGUGGUAACUCUAUUAGAAGUGUAAACCCUAUUGGAGGUCGUAACCCUACUGGACGUGGUAACCCUAGUAACGGGGCCAACCCUAUAGGUGGUGGCAAUCGAUGCGCUCAUGCACCUUGUGGCACAGAGGCUAAUAAGAUCAAAACCUAA